Molecule: messenger RNA, 498 nt
Organism: Pseudomassariella vexata
Lineage: Eukaryota; Fungi; Ascomycota; Sordariomycetes; Amphisphaeriales; Pseudomassariaceae
Exons: 3
Coding region: 1-498 (165 amino acids)
Source: RefSeq, a predicted model, not a curated record
AUGAAGUUCAUCGUUUUGGUUGCCGCCGCCUUGGUUACAAGUUGCGUGAGCGUAUCUUCCUCCUGUUCCCAAGCCAACGCUACUGUCUGUUCUCUCGAGUACGGAGGCGUCGUGCACCCUUCUACAUGCAUCGGACAAAAGUCCACAUGGCUUUACGACUACGCAACAUGCUACGACCUGCCAUCGGAAUGGACCGAGGGAAAUGGGACAUUGACACCGGCGACGGCGGAUGCUGUAUGCUACGCUCAAAUGGCGCCUUGUAGUGCCGUUAGCGAAGAUACCAGUGGAGAGAAGUGUGAAGACACUCCAGAUUGUAGUGGAUCCAUCAUGUUGACGAUGUCGAACCCCAUCGGUUGGAAUCUUGGAAGCUACGGACUUCGACCGUAUGUCAAGUCUUUUGCCUGCUACCCGAGAGGGAAUCCAGCUGGAAAGCCGCUGGUACCUACGGCUACUAGCAGUCUCACGGCUGCUGGACCAACUUCGGUGAACAGUGUCUAA